UUGAAGAACGUGUGUGGUCUUAGCUAGUCUCCUAGAGGCAAUAUUUUAAUCAGUCACCGGAAACUUUUAUUGCUCAGCUCAGCAAGCUCAUCUUGUUUGCCAACAAGUAGAGCAAGCGAGCACAGCGCGACGCACACAGCCAUGGCGAGCAUGGAGAGCCGAAGCCUCCCCAUGGCAGCAGCCACCUCCAUGUCGGUAGCUAUCGCCAUUGUCUUCCUGAUCAACACAGCCGCACCAGUGGGAGACGCGGCAUCCGUCGAGCACACGUUCAUUGUGAAUCAGACGAAGAUGACGCGCCUGUGCAAGGAGACACAGGUCACCGUGGUGAACGGGCAGCUCCCAGGGCCAACCAUUGAGAUCACAGAAGGAGACACGGUGACUGUUCAUGUCAUCAACAGGUCACCUUACAACAUGACAAUCCACUGGCACGGAGUGAAGCAGUUUCGGAACUGCUGGGCUGAUGGGGUGCCAAUGCUCACCCAAUGCCCUAUCCUGCCGAACAAAAAUUUCACCUACCAGUUCAAUGUCGUUGGGCAGGAAGGCACCCUGUGGUGGCAUGCUCACGUCCCCGGACUACGGGCAACUGUCCAUGGCGCAUUCAUUAUUCGGCCAAGGCAUGGAGCUGAGUCAUAUCCAUUUCCUCAGCCUCAUAAGGAGAUCCCAGUUAUUAUAGGGGACUGGUGGGAGAAGGACCUUGCAGAGAUGGCCAGGAAUAUGACGAAGAGCAUCUUUCUGUCUUAUGCUAGUGCAUCCACAAUCAAUGGCUUGGUCGGAGAUCUCUUCAAUUGCUCAGGUGUUUGGUUCAUGCACUGCCACUAUGAGUUUCAUCUUUCGAUGGGCAUGGCGGCAGUGUUCAUAGUAGAGAAUGGGCCAACAAUGGACACAUCUCUCCUUCCACCACCUGUGAACUUUCCAACUUGUAGCCAUGACAAUAGUCUCAUCCAAACUAUAUGAAAAGUGAAAUCUAGCUAAUAAAUGGAGCAAGUACAAAGAUAACUCCGACCACUUGUUUUAAAAUAUGUCAUUAUGAAUAAUGAAGGUGCGGUAUGAGAUAAAAUGUAUCCGUAUUAUUUAUGUUAACAAAUCGAACCUGGUUUGCAGCAGAUGAAUUAUCCUGCAUCUGUAUGAUUUGAACAUAUUACGAUUUACUUGUGGUUGAAUCA
Messenger RNA from Setaria italica (foxtail millet), 1163 nucleotides. Its product is annotated as laccase-15-like. The transcript is spliced from 5 exons. Bases 142 to 954 code for a protein of 270 amino acids. NCBI's taxonomy places the organism in Eukaryota, Viridiplantae, Streptophyta, Magnoliopsida, Poales, Poaceae. Gene Ontology annotation, molecular function: oxidoreductase activity; copper ion binding. The record is from RefSeq and is a predicted model, not a curated record.